Tachysurus fulvidraco (yellow catfish) is the source of this 12517-nucleotide messenger RNA. It is a transcript of the gene dnah9l, whose product is annotated as dynein, axonemal, heavy polypeptide 9 like. Bases 131 to 12487 code for a protein of 4118 amino acids. Gene Ontology annotation, biological process: microtubule-based movement. Gene Ontology annotation, cellular component: dynein complex. The record is from RefSeq and is a predicted model, not a curated record. Lineage: Eukaryota; Metazoa; Chordata; Actinopteri; Siluriformes; Bagridae. Gene Ontology annotation, molecular function: dynein light intermediate chain binding; minus-end-directed microtubule motor activity; ATP binding. The transcript has 78 exons.
ACUGGAGCCUCUUUUCCCUGCUGUCUUUCACACGCUGGCGCUCAUCUGGACACACUCUCGCUUUUACUGCUUCCCACCACGCAUCGUCACACUCCUUAUUGAGUUCUGCAACCUGCUCAUCGACAAGGCCAUGGUGUAUCUGAUCCCAGAGGAGCUUUUUAAGAUGGAGCUGGAGGAGGGUGUAGAGCGUGUGCAGAGAGCGCUGCAGGGUUUUAAAUCAUUUAAGCAGACUUUCCAGCAGUACAGAGACCGACUGAGUCCGACGGGUCCUUACACUCAGCUGGGACUUCCUGUUAAACCCUGGGAUUUUCCCUCGCAGAUCGUCUUCCAGCGCAUUGACCUUAUCAGUGAGAGGCUGCUCAUGGUCGAGGAGCUGUUUCUGUCAGCGUUGGACUUCCUGAAGCUGGAGCGUGUAGAGUUGGGUGGCUCCAGAGGAAAGAUUCUGAGCGAGAUGGUUUAUAGGAUGAAUGACGAGUUUCAUGACAGCUGGAGAAUCCUCAGGGAAAGCAAAUAUGACCCUUUGGAUUACAGUAAAGAGGAUUUUGUGCAAGAUUACAAACGCAUCGUGGAACAGAAUCAUGACUUUGACCAGCGAUUAGGGACAGUGUUGAGCUUGGCCUUCCAACACUUUUCCAGCCUGGAGUCGGCCUUCAAGCUAUUGCAGAUCUUUGGCACUUUGUUGGAGAGGCCGAGGGUUCACCAGAUGUUCGCUCCGAACUAUUCCCUCCUUCUGGCCAUGUUUCAGGAUGAAGUCAACACUUGCCAGCGUGUACUAGACAAUCAGAGGGAGAGGUGGCAAAAAGGCUGCCCGGUUCUUAGUAAAAACAUGCCACCUGUUGCUGGAAACCUGAAAUGGUCUCAAGAGCUCCGAGAGAGAAUUCUGAGCAAACGCAGCAACCUGAACCACCUCACACACACGCUGUUAGACAGUCCUGAGGUGAAACAGGUGCUGCGAGCGUGUGAGUGUGUCUUAGAAGUCCUCGAUCAGCUGGAUGAAGAGGUUUACACUAGCUGGUGUGUGGGAUUGGACGAUCUGUGCCACACACACAUGAAUGAACCGUUGCUCUUGUUGGAUGAGGAGAGUGGGCUUUACUGUAUCAACUUUAACCCUGCGUUGACUUCGGUGUUAAGAGAGGUGAAGUAUCUUGUGCUGCUGAGGAAUCAUAACAUACCCAAAGCUGCACUGCACCUCUACUCCAAACAAGAGAUACUCUACAUGUACAAUACCACACUCUCACAGGUCACUCACUGGUACAAUAAGCUCCAUAGCACUAUUUUGGAUGUUGAGCUCCAACUGGUGGAAACAGAGAUGGAGGAAGUGAGACACGCUCUAAGCCCCGCCCUUACGGAACUGAGGUGGAGUCAGGAGGAGCUCUGGGGUUACAUCGAGAGCACACGUGACCUGGUGCACGGCAUAUCUGAGAGAGUACAGAAGAGCCAGGCGAACCUGGACACGGUGCAGGGACUGAUGGGAGUUUUCAGCCGGUCGGCUUGCGUUACGCGCUGCACCAGUCUCCGUGGUGACCUGCUUUAUACGGCCGACGUAGAGGAAAAGUUCAAUCAACAGUACAGACUGAUCUCUGAGACAGGAGAGAGAAUACACACACUCGUACAGGAAAAUGCAGUUCUGUUGGGUGCCGAUGUUGACUCGGAGCCUUGGGAGGCUUACACACAGCAUGUGGACCGCGUGGUUCUGGGUGGAUUCUGCAAUGCCGUACGCUGCUCUCUACAGUACCUCGUCGAUAACACAGACUCGGCUUCACGUAUAGCGCCGCUGUUCGAGGUCCAACUGACCCUGACCCUGGACAUGACCUUUCACCCUGCGCUUGACCUCUCCACCGCAGGAAACUUCUAUCACAUCAUUGACAACAUGGUGUCUGAUAUAUUCAAAAUGGCCUCCUGCAUGAACAGAGUCGCCAAGAACAAAAAAGCCGAGACUUACCUGACGGAUAUCACCCGGGUGCCAGAGUUGUGUGAGAUGGCUCAGCUGAUUCGUAGCCGCGCUCGUGCGACUAUCUCUAAGCUGAAAGAGUUUCAGAAGUCGUUCAGCUCGUAUCGUUACCUGUGGACUGGAGACAGGAUGGAGUUCAUGAGACAGUUUCUGCUCUACGGUCACGCCCUCUCUGCAGAGGAGUUGGAGCUGUAUGCAGAUUACGAGCUCACCAAGAAUCCACCUACACUGGACAACUUCAAAGAGCAAAUCAGUGAGUUUGAGAGUCUGUAUGAGGCUGUACAGGCGUUGGAGGAGAAGAGGGUUUUCUGUGGCUGGUGUCAGGUCGACAUCAAACCAUUUAAAAUCACCCUCAUGAACACCAUCAAGAAGUGGAGCUGGAUGUUCAAGGAGCAUCUGCUCAACCACGUCAACGACAGUGUGCAGGACCUGUCACGCUUCAUCGAGCACGCCGAGCAUGGUUUAGGGAAAAGUGUGAAGGACGGAGAUUACGCUGGUCUGGUGGACAUGAUGGGUCACCUGAUGGCCAUCAGAGACAGACAGCAGAACACAGAGCAACAGUUUAAACCACUCAAAUCUACCUCAGAUCUGCUGAAGACCUACAACCAACAGCUGCCCGAGCACAUCUAUGGCCUGCUGGAGGAACUGCCUGAAAAAUGGAAGAAUCUGAAGAAAGUUGCCUUCACUGUGAAACACGAGGUCGCUCCCCUGCAGUCCUGCGAAGUCGCCGUCAUCCGCAGGAAGUGUGUUCGCUUCGAGACCAACCGUUCAGUGGCUCAUUUGGAGAACGAGAUGUGCAAGCUGCAGGAAACCGCCAAGCUGUUUGAGGUCAGCUUCCCGGACUACAAGCAGCUCCGCCAGUGUCGCUCUGACAUCGUCCUCCUCAAAGCGGUGUGGGACAUGGUGGUCUUUGUCAAGUCUAGUAUCUUAGACUGGAGGAAGACCCCGUGGAAGGAAAUCAACGUGGAGCAGAUGGACAUGGAGCUCAGGAGGUUUGCUAAGGAGAUGAAGACUCUGGAUAAGGAGGUGCGAGUGUGGGACGUCUACGUCGGUUUAGAGUCUACCGUAAAAAACCUGCUGACGUCACUGAGGGCCGUUAACGAACUGCAGAACUCGGCGGUCCGAGAGCGACACUGGCAGCAGCUCAUGCACACGACGGGGGUGAGCUUUAUGAUGGAUGAGAACACCACUCUGGGAGAUCUGCUGGAGCUUCAGCUUCACCGAGUGGAAGAAGAAGUGAAGAACAUUGUGGACAAAGCGGUCAAAGAGAUGGCCAUUGAAAAGGUUUUGGCUGAGAUCAAGCAGACAUGGUCAGUGAUGUGUCUGUCGUAUGAGACUCACACCAGCACUGAAACUCCUCUUCUGAAAGCCGAUGAGAACCUGAUUGAGACACUGGAGGACAAUCAGGUGCAGCUGCAGAAUAUUCUGAUGAGCAAGCACGUGGAGUACUUCCUAGUUGAGGUGAGCAGCUGGCAGCGGCGCCUGAUCCUGGCAGACCUGGUAAUUGGCACCUGGCUGGGCGUGCAGCGCACCUGGGCUCAUCUGCAGAGCAUCUUCACCAACUCGGAGGACAUCCGUAACCAGUUGGCACACGAUGCCAAGCUUUUUCAGGGCAUCCACCUCGACUUCCAGGAGCUAAUGAUAAAAGUUGUGGAAACUGCAAAUGUGAUUGAAGUCACCAACCAACCAGGUUACCUAGACAACCUUGAGGCUCUGCAGCAAAGGUUGUCUGUAUGUGAAAAAGCUCUGGCUGAGUAUUUGGAAACGAAGCGUCUGACGUUUCCACGAUUCUACUUUGUCUCCGCUGCUGAUUUGUUGGAGAUUGUUUCCAAGGGAACGAAGCCCAGACAGGUCACACGGCACCUCCUGAAGCUCUUUGAUAACUUGGCUGAUCUGAAGUUCAGAGAUGAAGGAGAAGAGGAGGGGAGGGUAGAGGUUGCAGUAGGGAUGUACAGCAGAGAGGGGGAGUAUGUGCCAUUUGCUGAGCCCUGCGUGUGUGAGGGGCAGGCUGAGUGCUGGCUGCGUGGCUUGGAGCUGGCCAUGCGCUCCACAGUGAGGCAGGAGAUCUUAGAAGCCGUAGCAGCAUAUGAGGACAAACCACGUGAUCAGUGGCUGUUUGACUAUCCUGCACAGGUGGCACUGACAGCUAGUCAGAUUUGGUGGGCGAUGGAUGUUGGAAUUGCCUUUGACAGGAUGGAGGAGGGUUUUGAGGCAGCGCUAAAGGACUAUAAUAAAAAACAGGUCCUCCAGCUGAAUUCUCUGAUAAACAUGCUGCUUGGAGAGUUGAGCCCUGGUGAUCGGCAGAAGAUCAUGACACUCUGUACCAUCGAUGUUCAUGCUCGUGAUGUGGUGGCAAAGCUUAUCUCUCAGAAGGUGAUGAACAGCCAGGCGUUUGCUUGGUUGUCUCAGUUACGCCAUCGCUGGGAUGAAGAGCAAAAGCACUGCUAUGUCAACAUCUGUGAUGCCCAGUUCCAGUUCUCUUAUGAAUACCUGGGUAACACCAACCGACUGGUUAUAACUCCACUCACUGACCGAUGUUACAUCACACUGACUCAGUCUCUCCAUCUGAUGAUGAGUGGCGCCCCCUCCGGACCUGCUGGCACGGGCAAGACGGAGACCACCAAGGACCUGGGACGAUCGCUCGGCAUCAUGGUCUACGUGUUCAACUGCUCAGAACAAAUGGACUACAAGUCCAUAGGUAAUAUCUAUAAGGGUCUGGCUCAGACCGGUGUUUGGGGCUGUUUCGACGAGUUUAACAGGAUCUCUGUGGAGGUUUUGUCUGUGGUCGCCGUCCAGGUCAAAACCAUCCAAGACGCUAUUCGGAAUAAGAAACAGAGGUUUUACUUCUUUGGGGAGGAGAUCGAACUGAGGCCGACUGUGGGGAUCUUCAUUACCCUAAAUCCAGGAUAUGCUGGAAGAGCAGAACUACCCGAGAACCUGAAGGCACUCUUCAGACCAUGCGCCAUGGUGAUUCCAGAUUUCGAGCUGAUCUGUGAGAUCAUGCUGGUGGCAGAGGGAUUUAUCGAAGCCCGUCUGCUCGCACGCAAGUUCAUCAGUCUGUACACGCUCUGCAAAGAACUGCUCUCUAAACAGGAUCAUUAUGACUGGGGUUUACGGGCGAUAAAGUCAGUGCUGGUCGUCGCUGGGUCGCUGAAAAGGAAGGAAAAAAGCUGUCCGGAAGAGCAGGUGCUGAUGCGCGCUUUAAGGGAUUUCAACCUGCCCAAGAUCGUUACAAGCGACGUCCCGAUAUUCCUGGGUCUGAUCGCUGAUUUGUUUCCACUGUUGGAUAUUCCACGUAAGAGAGACAUAGAGCUAGAGCAGCAGGUUCGUCAGGCGAUCGCCGAGCUGCGUCUGCAGCCUGAGGAGAACUUUAUCCUGAAGGUGACUCAGUUAGAGGAGCUACUCGCUGUGAGACAUUCUGUCUUUGUAGUCGGUGGCGCUGGAACAGGAAAGAGCCAGAUUUUAAAGACGCUGCACAGGACCUACUCGAACAUGAAGCUGAAGCCUGUCUGGAGCGACAUGAACCCGAAAGCCGUGACCACGGAUGAGCUUUUCGGCUUCCUGCAUCCUGCUACACGAGAGUGGAAAGAUGGUGAGCGUGUCAACGUUGACGGUGUUACACGUACGUGUCCAGAAUGUCCGUAUUAUUAUUCCACGUGUCUCUGUUUCCUAUACGUCCCAGGCCUCUUCUCGUCAACCAUGAGAGAGCUGUCUGCUUUAUCCCACGAUGGCCCAAAGUGGAUCGUGCUUGACGGCGACAUCGAUCCUAUGUGGAUAGAAUCGCUUAACACUGUUAUGGAUGAUAACAAGGUGCUGACGCUGGCCAGUAACGAACGCAUCUCUCUGACGUCCUCUAUGCGUCUGCUGUUCGAGAUCAGUCAUCUGAAGGCUGCCACCCCUGCGACUGUAUCCAGAGCAGGCAUCCUUUACGUCAACCCACAGGACCUCGGCUGGAGCUCCUACGUGACAAGUUGGAUUGACACACGCCAGGCCCAAUCAGAGCGAGCGAAUAUGACCAUACUGUUUGAUAAGUAUGUGCCCUACUGUUUAGAGCAGGUCAGGUGCAACCUAAAGACCAUCACACCUAUACCCGAGGCAAGCAUGGUGCAGACUCUGUGUUGCUUGUUAGACUGCUUGCUGACGGACGAAAACGCUCCUGCCGACUCUCCGCGCGAGCUCUAUGAGAUCUACUUUGUGUUCGCUUGUGUGUGGGCUUUUGGAGGAGCCCUCUUUCAGGACCAUCUUAGAGAUUAUCGUGGUGAGUUCAGUCGGUGGUGGAAUAAGGAGAUGCGGGCGGUGAAGUUUCCCUCUCAGGGAACCGUUUUUGAUUACUACAUUGACCCCAACACCAAGAAGUUCACGGCGUGGAGCGAACGCACACCUACGUAUGAGCUGGAGCCUGAUGUUCCUCUGCAGACGUUGCUGGUUCACUCGGCGGAGACGACCUGUCUGGCGUACUUUGUGGAGCUCCUCUUAGAGAAAGGCAAGCCGGUGAUGCUGGUGGGGAACGCGGGCGUGGGCAAGACCAUUCUCGUAUGGGACACCAUCUCCAAACACAGGGAGGAGUACAUGGUGGCCAAAGUACCCUUUAAUUAUUACACCACGUCGGCCAUGCUGCAACGUGUUUUGGAAAAGCCUCUAGAGAAGAGGGCAGGAAGGAAUUUUGCUCCUCCUGGAACCAAGAAGCUGAUCUACUUUGUUGACGAUCUAAACAUGCCGGAAGUGGAUGCCUACGGAACAGUCCAGCCACACACACUCAUCAGACAACAUCUGGAUUAUUCUCAUUGGUACGAUCGUCAGAGGCUGGUGCUGAAGGAGAUUCAUAACUGUCAGUAUGUCACUUGCAUGAACCCAACAGCUGGAAGCUUCUCCGUCAACCCUCGGCUGCAGAGGCAUUUUUCAGUUUUUGCAGUGCAUUUCCCAGGUGCCGAGGCCCUGAAUACGAUCUACAGCAGCAUUCUGUGUGGUCACUUCCAGCAGGGGGGCUUCAGCUACGGAGUGAGCCGCUUGGUGGGCGCGCUCGUCCAGGCCUCCAUCUGCCUCCACCAGAAAAUGACUCAGAACUUCUUGCCUACUGCAAUCCGCUUUCACUACAUCUUCAACCUAAGGGACAUCUCAAACAUCUUCCAGGGGAUUCUUUUUGCCCAGCCGGAGACCGUACGCUACCCCAUCGAGCUGGUGUACCUCUGGCUACACGAGUGUUCUCGUGUGUACUCUGAUAAACUGAUGGAGGAGAAGGACGUCGAGCUUUUCAGUAAGAUCCUGUUGGACACUGGCAAAAGAUACUUUGAGGGAAUAGACGAGUCAAUCUUUAUCCACCAGCCUCUCAUCUAUUCUCACUUUGCACACGGUGUUGGAGAGCCUCGUUACUCACAAGUCAGUGAUUGGGAGAAGCUGCAGAAAACGCUGACCGAUGCGCUGGAGCACUACAACGAGCUGCAUGCCAACAUGAACCUGGUGCUGUUUGAGGAAGCCAUGCAGCACAUAUGUAGGAUCAGCCGUAUUCUGGAGUCUCCAGUAGGAAAUGCUCUGCUUAUUGGAGUGGGUGGCAGCGGGAAACAGAGUUUGUGUCGUCUGGCUGCCUUCCUUAGUAUGCUGGAGGUCUUUCAAAUCACUCUACGCAAAGGUUAUGGCAUCGGGGACCUGAGGAGUGAUAUAGCUGCUCUCUACAUCAAGGUGGGAGUGAAGAACAUCGGCACGGUUUUCCUGCACACGGAUGCUCAAAUUCCAGACGAAUGUUUCCUAGUGCUGAUCAACGACAUGCUCGCAUCCGGAGACAUCCCGGAUCUGUUCACCGAAGAGGAGGUGGAUACGAUCGUGGCGUCGAUCCGUCUGGAACUCAGAGGCCUCGGCAUGCUGGACACCCGAGAGAACUGCUGGAACUUUUUCAUCGACCGCAUACGCAGACAGCUAAAGGUGGUCCUGUGUUUCUCACCGGUGGGUUUCACUCUGCGCACACGUGCACGGAAGUUUCCGGCUUUGGUGAACUGCACCGCUAUCGACUGGUUCCAUCCUUGGCCCCAGCACGCGCUGCAGUCCGUCAGCAAGACUUUCAUCAGUAACAUCCGAGGCCUCGAGCCUGCGGUAAAGGUGUCGAUCAGCGAGUUCAUCUCGUAUGCACACACGUGCGUAAACGAGGUCAGCGUGAAGUACCAGCAGAACGAGAAACGCUUCAAUUACACCACACCGAAGAGCUUCCUUGAGUUCAUGAAGUUGUACAGCAACCUGCUGGCGACCAAAAGGAGGGAAUUAACUCAGAAGAUGGAGCGCCUGGAGAACGGCCUGCAGAAACUUUUGACCACGGCCUCCCAGGUGGAGGAUCUGAAAGCUAAGCUAGCGCUGCAGGAAGUGGAGCUGCAUCACAGGAACAGCGACACGGAGGCCCUUAUAGCUAAAAUAGGCCAGCAGACGGACAAACUGAACCAGGAGAAGAGUGUCGCUGAUGAAGAGGAGCACAGGGUAGCAGCGAUCCAGGCUGAGGUGUCGAAGCAGCAGAGAGAGACGGAAGUGGACCUGGCUAAAGCUGAGCCAGCCUUACAGGCAGCCAACGCUGCUCUUAACACACUGAACAGGCUUAAUCUAACGGAGUUACGGACGUUCCCAAAUCCACCCGUGAUCGUGACUAACGUUCUAGCGGCCGUGCAGGUCCUACUCAGUCCGAGCGGACGUGUCCCUAAAGAUCGCAGUUGGAAAGCCGCUAAAGUCUUCAUGAGCAAAGUAGAUGAUUUCCUACAAGCGCUGGUUAACUUCGAUAAAGAGCACAUUCCCGACGCUACGGUGCGAGUGCUGAGGGAUGAGUAUCUGAGCGACCCGGAGUUUAACCCGGAGUUUGUGCGUCUCAAGUCCUCGGCUGCUGCAGGACUGUGUGCCUGGGUUAUCAACAUGGUGCGGUUUCAUGAGAUAUUUGUGUUCUGUGAGGUUGAGACAAAGAGGAUGUGUCUCUCUCAAGCUAAUGCUGAUCUGUUAGAGGCGGCUGAAAAGCUGGAGAUAAUCAGGAAAAAACUCACAGAGUUGGACAGUAGCCUGGACACACUGACUGCAGUGUUUGAAAAGGCCACCUCUGAGAAGCUGCGCUGUCAAGAGGAGGUGAAUCGCACCAAUAAAACCAUCCAACUGGCCAACCGCCUAGUCAAGGGCCUGGAGUCCGAGAACGUGCGCUGGGCACACUCUGUAGCUCAGUACCGGGAGCAGGAGGCGACUCUCUGUGGAGAUGUUCUCCUCACAGCAGCCUUCAUUUCCUAUGCUGGCUCCUUUUCCAAAAGAUACAGACACGAGCUCCUGCACAACCUGUGGAUGCCGUACCUACGCACACAGAAGGUCUCCGUUCCUAUGGCCGAGGGCCUGGAUCCUAUCUCCAUGCUAACGGAUGACGCUACGGUGGCUAAGUGGAAUAACGAGGGUUUACCUGGUGAUGAGAUGUCGACCCAGAAUGCAACCAUCCUGUUGAACUGUGAGAGGUGGCCCCUCCUCAUUGACCCUCAGCUGCAGGGCAUCAAGUGGCUCAAGAGUCGCUACGGCAGCAGCCUCUGGGUCGUUAACUUGGGGCAGAAGGGGUACGUUGAUGUAAUCGAGCAGGCAGUAGUAACAGGAGAACCUGUAUUGAUCGAGAACCUAGAGGAGACCAUUGACCCAAUCAUUGAUCCACUGCUGGGUCGCCACACCAUUAAAAAGGGCAGGUAUAUAAAGGUGGGGGAUAAGGAGUGUAUGUUCCACCCCGAGUUCAGGCUCAUUCUGCAUACUAAAAUGGCCAACCCACAUUAUAAGCCAGAGAUCCAAGCACAGACCACGCUUAUUAACUUCACCGUGACACGUGAUGGUCUGGAGGACCAGCUCCUCGCCGAGGUCGUCAACCUGGAGAGACCUGACCUCGAGCACCUGAAGUCCGAGUUGACGAAGCAGCAGAACACGUUUAAAAUCGAGCUGAAGCAUCUGGAGGACGAGCUGCUGACGCGACUUUCGGCUGCUGAAAGCAACUUCCUGGGUGACAACAUGCUGGUGGAGAAACUGGAAAGCACCAAACACACAGCAGCCGAGAUCGAGAUGAAGGUGUUAGAAGCGAAGGUCAAUGAGGUGAAGAUAAAUGAAGCUCGUGAACACUACAGACCCGUGGCAGUACGAUCAUCCGUCCUCUACUUUAUCAUCAACGACCUCAACAAGAUCAACCCCAUGUAUCAGUUUUCGCUUAAGGCGUUUGAUGUGGUUUUCCGUAAAGCCGUGCAGAACGCAGAGGCGUGUCCUGAUGUCAAGACUCGCGUUAACACGCUGAUCGACUGCAUCACCUUCUCCACCUUUAACUACAUCAACCGAGGCCUGUUCGAGAGAGACAAGCUCACGUUCACGGCUCAGCUCACGUUUCAGUUGUUACUGAUGAAUAAAGAGAUUGAUAUGCGAGAGCUGGAUUUCCUCUUGCGCUUCAAUAUUGACCACAGUUACAUCAGUCCUGUUGACUUUCUCUCCAAUUCUGCCUGGAGUGCCAUUAAGACGAUGAGUUUUACAGAAGAGUUUCGGGGACUCGACCGAGACAUCGAGGGUUCUCCUAAACGCUGGAAGAAGGUGGUGGAGUCAGAGUGUCCAGAAAAAGAGAAACUCCCUCAGGAGUGGAAGAACAAGCGCUCACUCCAGAAGCUCAUCCUAAUGCGGGCCCUCCGUCCUGACCGCAUGACCUACGCUCUAAGGAACUUUGUGGAGGAGAAGCUGGGUGUCCAGUACACCGAGAGCAGAAAGACAGAGUUUGCGAAGUCCUUUAAAGAAAGUGGUCCGGCGUCUCCUGUGUUCUUCAUCCUGUCUCCUGGAGUCAACCCUCUGACAGACGUGGAGUCUCUCGGUAAGAAGCUCGGCUUCACUAUAGACCUCGGGAAGCUGCAUAACGUCUCUCUUGGCCAAGGCCAGGAAGCUGUAGCAGAGAUCGCCAUGGAGAAAGCUUCCAGAGAAGGUCACUGGGUUAUACUUCAGAACAUACACCUGGUCGCGAAGUGGCUCGGAAAUCUGGAGAAGCUCCUGGAGCGAUGUUGCCAGAGCAGUCACCCGGACUACAGAGUGUUUAUGAGCGCCGAGCAAGCGCCAACGCCUCAGGAGCACAUCAUUCCUCAAGGCAUUCUGGAAAAUUCUAUCAAAAUCACCAACGAACCUCCAACCGGAAUGCUGGCUAACUUACAUGCAGCACUGGACAACUUUGACCAAGACAUCUUGGACCAGUGUUCUCGGGAGCAGGAGUUUAAAACCAUCCUGUUCUCCUUGUGUUAUUUCCACGCCUGCGUCGCAGAGAGGAGGAAGUUCGGCCCUCAAGGCUGGAACCGCAAAUAUCCAUUUAACACCGGAGACCUCACUAUUUCUGUUAACGUGCUUUACAACUAUCUAGAGGCCAACUCUCAGGUGCCUUGGGAAGAUCUGCGAUAUCUCUUUGGUGAAAUCAUGUACGGUGGACACAUCACCAACGACUGGGACAGGAGACUGUGCAGGACGUAUCUGGAGGAGUACAUGCAGCCCAACCAGUUCGACAGGAAGGUGGCUUUAGCCCCAGGCUUUGUCGUUCCCUCCAACCUGGACUACGCCGGUUACCACAGCUUCAUAGACGAGAUGCUUCCACACGAGAGCCCGGUGCACUACGGGCUUCACCCCAACGCUGAGAUCGAGUUCCUCACGGUCACCUCCGACAGCCUGUUCCACACCCUGCUCGAACUGCAGACCAGAGACUCGUCCAUGGGUGAAGGAACGUCCCAGAGCACAGAGGAGAAGGUACGGACGGUCUUGGACGACAUCCUGGAGAAGCUGCCGGAGGAAUACAACAUGUCCGACCUCACGUCCAAAGCGGCCGAGCGCACUCCUUACAUCCUGGUGUGCUUCCAGGAGUGUGAGCGCAUGAACAUGUUAGUCAACGAAAUACGCCGUUCACUAAAAGAGCUGGAUCUGGGACUAAAGGGUGAGUUGGCAAUAUCAUCAGAGAUGGAGCAGCUACAGACAGCACUGUUCUUUGAUAAUGUUCCUGACCCCUGGACUAGGCUCGCUUACCCAUCUACCUACACCUUGGCUCAGUGGUACAACGACGUGUUGCUGCGCUGUCGAGAGCUGGACAGUUGGACUCAGGAUCUCUCUCUGCCGAGCGUCGUCUGGCUGUCGGGACUUUUCAACCCCCAGUCUUUCCUCACAGCUGUGAUGCAGAGCUUGGCGCGUAAGAACGAGUGGCCGCUGGAUAAGAUGACGCUAACCGUCGACGUGACCAAGAAAUUCAAGGAGGAGUUUAACCAACCCGCCAGAGAGGGCGCUUAUGUCUACGGGCUUUACAUGGAAGGUGCACGCUGGGAUAUUCAGAACGGGACCAUCACGGAGGCUCGGCUAAAAGAACUCACUCCCAGCAUGCCCGUGAUGGCGGUGCGUGCCGUCCCGAACGACCGCCAGGAAACACGCAACAUCUACGAGUGUCCCGUCUACAAGACCAAGCUGAGAGCGAACACCUACGUCUGGACGUUUAACCUCAAAAGCAGAGAGAGACCGGCCAAGUGGGUGCUCGCGGGGGUGGCGCUGCUGCUGAGCGUGUGACGUCAGAACAAUAAAAGACUCGAGAACAGA